AUGGCACACUUGAACACAAUAUCGACAAGCAACGUUUCACAAGGAACGUGGCAAUGCCGAAAUGGCAAAACCGUCUCCUCAUCCAGGAAAGGAAAUAAAACACAUCGCACAAGGGCGCACAGGUCCUUCUUCAAAAAAUUUGCUAUCCUUUUUGCUGUUGCUUGCAUCUUGUUAAUGCAUCCAGAUGACUUCGAAACACAAGAACAACAUGUCGCCAAAGUGCAUAACAGAGUUUCCCGCAGUUUAGCAAAGGUAAAAUCACUUUCAUCAGAAAAUGGGCUUGAAUUACAUCCGAUGGAAUUCGAACACUAUGACGAUGCUCCACCAACCUAUGAAGGAACCUAUGAAGGUGCCUACAACGAUGUCGACGAACCUUAUGCAGAAGCCUAUGAAUUUCCCCCCAAACGAGUAUACUCUCGCAACCAAUGGACGACACCAAAAAAACGAUGUUAUAGAGACGGACCAGGAACUAUUCUAAAAGAACGGAAAAUAGUGGAGUACGAGAUACCACAACAAGUGCAUUAUGAAAGAAAGUGGAAAAUAGAACAUGAUGCACGGGAAGAAGAAGUCGAUAGCAACGAGACAUUAUCUGCCGAUGUAGCAGUCUCCGCUUCAGUUGAAAAAUCUAGCACAUCCGUUUCGAAGUUGGGUGCAGAAGAGCCGUUGCCAUCAUCCCCACAAAAUAAAGCACAAAGUGCAAAAAUGGCACAGGAACCGAAAGGAUCUUCAGGUGCAGGAACGAGCGCAAGCACCGGAAGCAUCGGAAGCACAAAGCAUGGCAAGCAGAAUAAGGCAGUUAACAUAAAAACCGGAAGAGGCUUUAGUAGACGGCAAUUGGCCACAUAUAUUACUUAUAGGUACUGCAAGUUCUUCGUUGCGGCUAUUGUGGUGCGGGUAUACUCAGUAUGUUGUCACUUCUGCUAUUCCGGUGCUGCUACCGAAAGCGCAGGCAAAAAUGCCGAAGAAAGUUUUGAAAGCACAAAAUUGCGUCCGAAGGAAUAUCACAAAGCGCAACUGCUCCGGAAAAAUCAGAGGUAA
This is a messenger RNA of Plasmodium fragile, 1038 nucleotides long. RefSeq lists its product as uncharacterized. Bases 1 to 1038 code for a protein of 345 amino acids. The transcript is spliced from 4 exons. Lineage: Eukaryota; Apicomplexa; Aconoidasida; Haemosporida; Plasmodiidae. The record is from RefSeq and is a predicted model, not a curated record.